AUGAUAGGGUCUUGGAUGAAGGACAACGUUUCAACGAAAUGGUCAGAAGGUUUGAGAUACAUUCAAUUCAUGAAAAACCGCGCCUACCAGUCAGGGAUAAAACAAUCACCAUACAAGGCAUUAUUUGGAAUAGAACCCAGAAAUGAAGAUGAUUUAAGGAAGGUAAUAGAAGAUGAUCGUAAUGUUAACCUAACAGAAGAUAGUGAUGAUAACGUUGUCGAAGUUAGUAAUCGAGAAAAAGUUUCUUCAUCUGAAAAUGACAUUCAUAAAGCUAGAACAACUGCAGCAGAAAAUCUUGUGAAACAGGCUAAGAAAAUGAAAGCUACUUCUGACAAGUCUCAUCCACCUUCCAACAUUGGAGAUAAUGUGACUAUACCGAUUCCAGAUGUUGACAAAGGCAAAGGUGAUCUCAGAAACAUUAUUGGAGUUAUUCUUCAGAAAAAUGACGAAGGUUUUUACAAAGUUGGCAUCAAACAUGGAGUACUUCGAAAACAAUAUGGCAGAUCAGAAUUCGGCAUUUGCAAUCAAACUUUUUUAGAGGUAGCAGAUGUAUAA
Melitaea cinxia (Glanville fritillary) is the source of this 555-nucleotide messenger RNA. RefSeq lists its product as uncharacterized. The record is from RefSeq and is a predicted model, not a curated record. NCBI's taxonomy places the organism in Eukaryota, Metazoa, Arthropoda, Insecta, Lepidoptera, Nymphalidae. The transcript is spliced from 3 exons. Gene Ontology annotation, molecular function: nucleic acid binding. Bases 1 to 555 code for a protein of 184 amino acids.